This is a messenger RNA of Bufo bufo (common toad), 9713 nucleotides long. It is a transcript of the gene HEATR5B, whose product is annotated as HEAT repeat containing 5B. Lineage: Eukaryota; Metazoa; Chordata; Amphibia; Anura; Bufonidae. The coding region runs from base 136 to 6282 and encodes 2048 amino acids. The transcript has 36 exons. Gene Ontology annotation, biological process: intracellular protein localization; retrograde transport, endosome to Golgi; endocytosis. The record is from RefSeq and is a predicted model, not a curated record. Gene Ontology annotation, cellular component: Golgi apparatus; membrane; endocytic vesicle.
AAACGCUGUUUCCGGGAGGUGGAGACUGUAUGUGACAGCAGAAGUGUAAGCAGCAGAGGCUGAGGGGCUUACAGCCGUCCACAAGACUAACGACCACCUGACUGGAGGGGCUUUCAGCGACUAUUAUCCUACGACAUGGAGCUCGCCCACAGCUUGUUACUGAAAGAAGAUGCUCUGGCUCAGGUUACAGAGGCUAAAAAAUCAGUCUUUAUCUUUGAAUGGCUGCGCUUCCUGGACAAAGUGCUCAUAGCUGCAAACAAGACCGACAUUAAGGAAAAUCAGAAAAAGCUUGUGGAGCAGCUGACCGGACUCAUCAGUAGUUCCCCUGGGCCACCUACACGCAAGCUACUAGCCAAGAAUCUUGCUACUCUCUACAGUAUUGGGGACACCUACACUGUGUUCCAAACACUCGACAAGUGCAAUGAAAUGAUCAAGAGCAAAGAUGACACUGCUGCCUAUCUCCCAACCAAGCUGGCUGCCGUUGCUUGCGUGGGAGCAUUUUAUAAAAAGAUGGGCAGGAUGUUGGGAAGCACCUUCCAUGAUACUGUGAAUAAUCUCCUUAAGUCAUUAAAAAGUGCAGAGUCACAGGGUCGAAGUGAUAUCUUGAUGAGUCUGCAAAAAGUUCUCAGUGGUCUUGGAGGAGCUGCAGCGUCCAGUCACCGAGACAUUUACAAAAAUACUCGAUCUCUUUUGACAGACAGAUCCAUGGCUGUUAGAUGUGCCGUCGCCAAGUGUUUGCUGGAGCUGCAGAGUGAGGCCGUAUUUAUGUGGACAGCGGAGUUGGAGAAUGUAGCCACACUAUGUUUCAAGGCACUUGAAGGUUCCAAUUAUGGGGUCAGGGUUGCAGUGUCGAAACUUCUGGGAACGGUUAUGGCUACUGCUUUAAUGCCAAAACAGGCAGCAGUGAUGCGGCAGAAUGUGAAGAAAGCUACAUUAGAGGAGGUGCUGGAGCUGAUGGCAACUGGAUUUUUACGUGGAGGUUCUGGAUUCCUUAAAAGUGGAGGAGAAAUGCUGAAAGGUGGAGGAUCCAUUAGUCGAGAAGUCAGAGUGGGUGUAACACAGGCAUAUGUGAUCUUCGUCAAAGCGUUAGGAAGGCAAUGGCUGGAGCGCAAUUUUGCUACAUUUCUCUCUCAUGUACUUGACCUUGUGUCACAUCCUCGUGCUACACAGACACAUGUGGAGGCAGUCUACUCCAGAAGAUGCGUGUCCUUUAUUCUCAGAGCCACAGUUGGCAGUUUGCUAGGAGAAAAGGCUCAAAAUGCAGCAGCUAAAGAAAUAUGCCAGGCUAUUAGCAAACAAAUGAAAUCUGUCGAGGCUGUUGUAAAUGAUGCCAACAAUGAGAACAAAGUUGGCACUGCAGAUGUGUCUGCCAGUCAGCAUGUCAUGGUAUGUGCACUGCAAGAGCUGGGAAGCCUUGUUCAGAGUCUGAACUCUACUGCAUCUCCUCUUAUACAGGAGCAGUCCAUAGGACUUCUAGAUACUGUCACCUCUGUGCUUCUUCACCCCAGCAUGGCAGCAAGGCUGGCAGCUGCAUGGUGUCUACGUUGUGUUGCUGUGGCGCUACCCUUUCAGCUUACUCCACUCUUGGAUAGAUGUGCAGAGAGACUUAACAACCUAAAAAAUUCACCUGAAGCUGUUAGUGGGUACAGCUUUGCUAUGGCUGCUCUGCUUGGAGGUGUACAUCAGUGCCCCUUGGGCAUCCCUCACUCCAAAGGAAAGAUGAUGGUCAGUAUAGCUGAGGACCUGCUGCGUACAGCAUCACAGAACAGCAGACUCUCUCUGCAGCGCACACAGGCUGGCUGGUUGCUCCUUGGUGCCCUGAUGACCUUAGGUCCCUCGGUUGUGCGUUACCAUCUCCCUAAAAUGCUUCUGCUGUGGAGAAAUGUCUUCCCUCGUUCCUUGAAAGAGCUGGAGGCUGAAAAAGCUCGGGGAGACUCCUUUACUUGGCAGGUGACUCUGGAAGGCCGUGCUGGAGCACUUUGCGCCAUGCGUAGUUUUGUUGCUCAUUGCCCUGAGCUGCUCACAGAGGAUGUGAUCAGGAAGCUAAUGACACCCAUUGAGUGUGCUAUGACCAUGAUGUCUCACAUCCUGUCUGUGAUUAAGGCUCAUGGGGCACACCUAAAGGCCAGUGCUGCUAUGGUCCGUCUCAGACUGUACGACAUUUUGGCUUUGUUACCUCCAAAGACAUAUGAAGGAAACUUCAAUGUGCUUCUUCGUGAACUUGUGGCUGAAUUUACCUUAACGGACAACUCUUCCAACACGACCACGUCUUUGCUGCGCUCCCUGUGUCACUAUGAUGACAGUGUUCUGCUGGGCUCUUGGCUGCAAGAGACAGAUCACAAAUCAAUCGAAGAUCAGCUUCAACCUAAUAGCGCUUCGGGAAGUGGUGCCCUGGAGCAUGACCCUUCCUCCAUCUACCUGCGUAUCCCAGCGGGUGAGGCUGUGCCAGGACCACUGCCUCUUGGAGUUUCCGUCAUUGAUGCCUCUGUGGCUCUUUUUGGUGUUGUUUUUCCUCAUGUGUCAUUCAAACACAGAUUACAAAUGCUUGAUCACUUUGCAGAGUGUGUGAAGCAGGCUAAGGGGGUCCGCCAGCAGUCUGUGCAGCUCAACAUCUUUACAGCGGUGCUCAGUGCUCUUAAGGGCUUGGCAGAAAACAAAAGCUCUCUGGGUCCAGAAGAAGUACGAAAAUCUGCUUUGACUUUAGUUAUGGGUGCCCUGGAUAAUCCUAACCCUAUCCUGAGAUGUGCCGCUGGAGAGGCCUUGGGCAGGAUGGCGCAAGUGGUUGGAGAGGCAACAUUUAUUGCCAGGAUGGCUCAACACAGUUUUGACAAGCUAAAGUCAGCUCGGGAUGUAGUGUCCAGAACAGGCCACUCACUUGCACUUGGCUGCUUGCACCGUUACGUUGGAGGAAUUGGGUCAGGGCAGCAUCUGAAGACCAGUGUCAGCAUUCUCCUUGCACUUGCUCAGGACAGCACUUCGCCAGAAGUUCAGACUUGGUCUCUCCAUUCACUUGCACUCAUUGUGGAUUCAAGUGGUCCAAUGUAUCGGGGUUAUGUGGAACCAACACUUUCUUUAGUGCUUACAUUGCUGUUGACUGUCCCUCCUUCACACACAGAGGUGCAUCAGUGCUUGGGUCGGUGUUUGGGUGCAAUCAUAACAACUGUGGGUCCAGAGCUGCAAGGCAAUGGGCCAACGAUAUCCACCAUCCGUUCUUCAUGCCUUGUGGGCUGUGCAAUCAUGCAGGAUCACUCUGACUCACUCGUCCAGGCUGCUGCCAUCUCCUGCCUUCAGCAGCUUCACAUGUUCGCCCCUCGUCACGUCAAUCUGUCAAGUCUGGUUCCUUGUCUCUGCGUUCACCUUGGCAGUUCCCAUCUUCUACUGAGACGUGCGGCUGUAGCUUGCCUCAGGCAGCUGGCCCAGAGAGAAGCAGCAGAAGUAUGUGAAUAUGCCAUGAACCUGGCUAAGAAUGCAGGAGACAAGGAAAGCAGUGGCAUCAAUAUAAACAUAACAGAUACAGGUCUGGAAGGAGUAUUGUUUGGAAUGCUGGACCGAGAAAUAGACCGCAAACUGUGCUCGGACAUCCAUGACACAUUGGGUCACAUGCUGUCUUCAUUGGCGGUGGACAAACUGUCUCAUUGGUUGCUGUUGUGCAAAGAUGUCUUGGCAGCCACUAGUGAUGUGGGCACAGCCAGCCUGGUAGCCGGUGUAAGGGAUGAAGAGACUGAAAAGAAGGAGGACGUGGACGAUGACACAAUGUUCACCACACUGGGAGACGAUGAUAAAUCGAAACCAUUUGUAGCCCCUCGUUGGGCCACACGUGUAUUUGCAGCUGACUGUCUUUGCCGAAUUAUCAUGCUGUGCGAAAACGUUAACAAACCACACUUCGAUUUAGCUACCGCUCGCACCUUGAAAAUGAAAAAUCCCAAAAGUGACUUUUUGGUGUUACAUCUUUCUGACCUGAUUCGGAUGGCAUUCAUGGCCGCCACAGAUCACAGCAAUCAGCUGAGGAUGGCUGGUUUGCAAGCCCUGGAGGAUAUUAUUAAGAAGUUUGCUGCUGUUCCGGAGCCUGAGUUUCCAGGACAUGUAAUCUUGGAGCAGUAUCAGGCCAAUGUGGGGGCUGCUCUACGACCUGCUUUUUCACAAGACACUCCCUCAGACAUUGUCGCAAAAGCCUGCCAGGUAUGUAGUGCCUGGAUAGGGAGCAAAGUAGUCAGUGACUUGAAUGAUCUUCGCAGAGUACAUAACCUUUUGGUUUCCUCGCUGCAUAAAGCACAGGCUGGAAAAGGGUCAUCCAGUCAGCUGUACCGUGAGAGUGCCAUAACUAUGGAGAAACUAGCCGUAUUAAAAGGUUGGGCAGAGGUCUAUGUUGUGGCAAUGACUAUUAAAAAUGAAGCAGACAGUAAGCCCAGCAAAGCCGUCAAGACAAAUGAAGAUGAUGAUUAUGGUACCACAGAUGAACUUCCUCCAGAUAGCCUGAUAUCCUUAGUGGAAUCGGCUUUGCCAACGCUUAGCCGGUUGUGGCUGGCCGUGUUGAAAGACUAUGCUCUGCUCACCUUGCCACAGGAGUUUGCCAGCCAGCUUCCACCUGAUGGUGGAGAAUUUUACACCCCUGAAACAAUUGAUACAGCUAGGUUACAUUACCGCAACUCCUGGGCACCUAUACUACAUGCUGUGGCCCUCUGGCUCAACUCCACUGGCUUUAAUACUUUACAGACUGCAGAUGAGACAACCAUAACAGGCUCUCAGAAACGUAACCCCACCAUAGCGCUGAACCAGCCACCGGGAACACCACCCAGCCCUAAGUCACUUAUGGAGCUUAACAAAGAUAGAAUGCAUCUGAUAUUAGGUAUCAGCAUUCAGUUCUUCUGUGCACCUCGACCUGAGGAACCUGUUGAACAUGUCACGGCUUGCCUUCAGGCUCUGCAUAUUCUUUUGGAGUCGUCUUUUGCUAGGAGUCACAUAGCAGAAGACCAGGUGAUUGGAGUGGAACUUCUAAAUGUCUUACAUCGCUUACUACUGACCUGUAAUCCAACAUCUGUUCAACUGCUAGUCACCAGCGUGGUGCAGCAAAUUGUGCGGGCAGCAAACGACAAAUUACAGGAACAGAGAAAUGCUCAAAACAAAGAUGACACAAGUGAAAAGGAAACACAGGUAGUCUUGGGUGAAGGUGAAGAAAGUGGUGGCUUGAUCCCAGCAAAGUCUCUUGUCUUUGCUGCGAUGGAGCUCCUGAUGUUCAUCCUGGUACGACACAUGCCACAGCUCAGCUCCAAGGUGUCCGACUCCCCAAGUCAUGUUAUCAGCAAGCAGCAGCAGCUUUCAGAAGAGAGUACGCGGCUUGUAGCAUCUACAGUGACCAUUCUAGCUGAUCUGCCUCCUUUGUGUUCACCAGCAGGUUGUAUGACCAUGCUGCCUACCAUUCUUUACUUGGUCACUAAAGUCUUGAAGGAGACUGCAAUAAAGUCUUCAGAUAAUCAGAUGCCAUUGCCGGUUAGUGCCUGCUUACAAGCGAUAAAAACCAUUGUCACUUCUCCACUGGCCAAGUCAGAAAAAACCCAGAAGAAGUGGACUGACCUAAUUCGUAGCACUUUAGCAUCUGUGCUGGAGUAUCCACAGACAGGUGACUCCAAACUGGAUGAAGUAAGCUUACUGACGGCUGUUGUACUUUUCCUGUUGUCUGCAAGCUCAGAGAUUAUCGGUGUGCAGUCAUUACAGACUGGGUGUAUAAACAAGUUCAAAGCAGCCAUUACAUCCAGUGACCCUGGGGUUCAAGCUAAAGCUUACCAGCUGCUGUUGUCAGUUUUUCAACAUUCCAAUCGCGCAAUUUCUACUCCAUAUAUUCACGCACUGGCGCCCAUCAUGGUGGAGAAUCUCAAAGCUGUUGAAAAGAAGAGACCAAGUAACAACUCUGAGCUGCUGGCAGUACAGGAAGGGAUAAAAGUUCUGGAAAGACUGGUUGCUUUGGGAGAAGAGAAGAACCGAGUCCAGCUGCUUGCCCUCCUGGUUCCUACUUUAAUUUCUUACUUGCUUGACGUCAAUACAUUUAGCUCUGCGUCUCCCUCGUCAAAGGAUCUCCAUGAGUUUGCACUGCAGGAUUUAAUGCGCAUUGGGCCUCUUUACCCACAUGCUUUUAAAACUGUAAUGGGAGCUGCUCCAGAACUGAAGGCCCGGCUGGAGAGUGCCAUCCGAGCUAACCAAGCAAGCAAAGCCAAAGCUGCCUCCCGACAGCCUGCUCCCACCAUUCAAAGUGCUCCUACCAUCAAAUUGAAGACCAGCUUUUUCUAGUCAAGCUCCCUUUGUGAACAGGAGGUUGGCAUUCAGUUCUGCACAUAGGAUUUGGACUUGCUUAAAUCCAGCAUGGCUCAUUCCACUCUCAUACACCAGGAGGUCUUCCUGGCAUUAAGAAUAUUAAAAUAGUUUUCAGGACAAACAUUUUUCACUUUCCAGCCUUCACACAUCCUUAGCUUGGGAAGUAGAACUAAGAUGUUCUUCGUUAAUCCAAGUACUUAUUUUAUCUACCCUUUUUCUUCAGUCUUGACAUUUUAACAUUAGUAAUAUCUCAAAAUCAGUGGACCGUUUUUAUGUCGCAUUACACAGUAUCAAAUUCUUUCCACAUUUUAAUGAAAAAUCCAAUGUUACCGCACCCUGCCUGUUUACAUUAGUGCAAGGUUGGCAUAGAAGAGGGUGCAUCAGUGACUUCCUUAGAAAGGCAUUCUGAGGCUCUCACUGCUUUUUCAGACAGACCCACAUACAGAAUAUUAAUAUUUGUGGUGACGUGGCAGCAACCUGGAGCAAGCUGACCCUGAUAUUUCUAUAGACUAGAAUGGAGAGAGCCACAGACAUUUGCAUCUAUCUCUCUGUUCAGUCUUUGCCUGGAUGUGGUGACUAGUGGCCUCCUCACAAAGUAGGUUGAUGGUCCAGGGGUAACUGGUCUCACAAUAGGUGGGAUCCUCACCUAUUAGACAUUUAUGGCAUAUCCUGUGGUUAUGCGAUAAAUGUCUAUCAUGGGAAGCCACAUUUAAAGAGACAAUCUAGUCUUAAUCUUUUUUUUUUUUUUUGUCAAAAAAUACAUUUGUCCUGAUUCACGUUCUCCAACCUGCACCUUCUCUUAAAUCAUAGGGGCUGUGGUGCUCUUUUAAAGUCCUGGGGCCCUUUGACUUUCCCCAACUAUUCUGUUAGAAGAAUAGUGCAGUUCCCGACAUGCACCUUAUUUUCUGAAGUGUCUGAUGUAAUGUGUAAGGCUUGACAAAUAUUCCGUAAGUAUUCUGUUUAGCUUCCUUGGUCACAGUUAUGUAUGCCAUUUCAUUCUGUAUUUUACUAUCUGAAAGUGACUACAAAUAUAUUGUAAUAAAGGGAUAUUUCCAUCUUGAAAAUUGAGGGCAUAUUGUUAAUGUAUGCCAUCACUUUAUGAUCAUGGGGGUCCGACAUCUGGGAGACUAAAGGGACUGCAGCACUAAUUUAGCCCUGCGCCUCUUCACUAUUUUUUUGCUCCUGGCCACCUGCCGUGCAGGGUACUCCAGCACACCCCAUUCACUUGCAUGGAGCUGUGUGGGUGGCUGGGUGCAGCUUAGCGUCAUUGUGUCAUUCUCCAAGAGGUCGGACCCCCGCUGAUCAUAAUGGGAUGGCAUAUUGUAGAGAUAUGCCAUCAUUUUAUGAUUUGGAAAUACCCCUUUAUCCAAUCGGACCAUUGCACUCCAUCAGUAUGCAUAUCCUCUACAGUUUUCUUCUAGCACAAUAUGGGAAAAGAUCAAAAUCCUACGCUGUCUAGAGAGGCUACAUACGAUGGCACACAUCUCUUGUUUUUAUUAUAAUUGGGUAAUAAUGGAUCCAAACAUCUCAUGUAAAAAAUAAAGAUUAGCAGUUAUUUAUAUGUAUAUUUCUCACUUUUUUAGGUGUUCUGGGGCCCAGGUGGCAAAGGUCAUUUCUGUUCUGAAUGUUCAUUCUCUUUUAUCUGUUACAGUCUGAAUUUAGAAAGUAUCAUUUCCAGUUUCUGGGUCUAUACUAAAUGAUGUGUGAAUCGCUGUUUUACUGUGUAUUAUGGAUUUUUGUAAGGAACCUUAUUGAUAAUUGUAAAUAUGCAAAAUGAAUUCAUUUUAAAAUGUAUUUCACCUUUCCAUUUCACUGUAGAUAUAAAACACACAUGACCUAGAAUGGACACAUGAUCGGGGAGAUGCAACACACACUAUACCUUCUAUAUACUGUAUGGUUGGGAGAUGUAGCACACACUAUACCUUCUAUAUACUGUAUGGUUGGGAGAUGUAGCACACACUAUACCUUCUAUAUACUGUAUGGUUGGGAGAUGUAGCACACACUAUACCUUCUAUAUACUGUAUGGUUGGGAGAUGUAGCACACACUAUACCUUCUAUAUACUGUAUGGUUGGGAGAUGUAGCACACACUAUACCUUCUAUAUACUGUAUGGUUGGGAGAUGUAGCACACACUAUACCUUCUAUAUACUGUAUGGUUGGGAGAUGUAGCACACACUAUACCUUCUAUAUACUGUAUGGUUGGGAGAUGUAGCACACACUAUACCUUCUAUAUACUGUAUGGUUGGGAGAUGUAGCACACACUAUACCUUCUAUAUACUGUAUGGUUGGGAGAUGUAGCACACACUAUACCUUCUAUAUACUGUAUGGUUGGGAGAGGUACACCCCCCUUCCCCCUUCUUUCAAACUACAAAUAUGAAAAAUAAAUACCCUUUGUGGGUAAAGCAAACUUUUUGGGAAUAAAGCUGAAAUGUGUUAUGUUUAGUCACUGUGCAAGGUACGUUUUUCUGAGAAGUAAAAGAAUUUAUGGCCAGCUCACCCUUCCUGUGCUGCAUGGACUCCGCUUGUGAACGUGGAAAACUAAAGUAUAAAAUAGUCUGGCAUCUCAAGAUCCGAAAAUUUUUAACCUAGGGCUACACAGCAAAAGUCAUGUAAUAAGAUUGCAACAUCGCAUUUAAUGGUUGUCAAUGAGGUCAUACUGUACUGGACAUGCAAACCCAACACGACAGUUGCAGAAAUUCCAGAUUGCGCAGAUGUGAUUUUCCCAGCAUAGAACUCAAUGUAAAAUUGUAUUUAUUUUGCGGUCCGCAAUUUGGAGAUCCUCAAAAUACAGAUGCGCUCCAUAUGCUGCCUGCAUUUAUAUUGCAGACCGAUUGAGUUCAAUGGGUCCAUGGUCUGGAUUUUGCAGACCUAGUGUAUCUUUUUGUGGAAUGCACAUACGAAUGAUCUGUGUUUUCCGCAUCCGUAUGUCUGUUCUGUAGAGGGAUCGAACAAGUCCUAUACUUGGUGGAAAAAUGCAGACCAUGAACCUACCAUCUCCUACUCUCCUAAGGUACGCAUUUAUAUAUAGUGAGAUGUAACGGACCUAUUGAUUCUGGACAUUUUACUUCCUAGCAAAAUAACUGUUCAUGUAGAUGCAGCGCUGAGACCAACGAGCGAACAAUUAUCUAGAUACCUGUGGCCAUCUUUAUCAUUCAGAAAGAUGCAGUACAUAUUGUGUUUGGGACGUGUCAGGUAUGAACGUUGGUGCAUAGAUAAUGUAAACGUCAGGAUAGGUCAUCAAUAUCAGAUUGGUGGGGGUCUGACUCUUGGCACCCUCAGCGGUUUGAAGGGGUUGCUGUGCCCUCUUCAAUGUUUACCUGCACACCGAAUAGGAGUAGCUGUAAUUAUACUGCACCCAAAUUACAAAGUAGAUGGUGUUUGGUUAAACACUGAACAGGACGCAUCCCU